Messenger RNA from Echinops telfairi (small Madagascar hedgehog), 1133 nucleotides. RefSeq names its product endoplasmic reticulum lectin 1 (gene ERLEC1). NCBI's taxonomy places the organism in Eukaryota, Metazoa, Chordata, Mammalia, Afrosoricida, Tenrecidae. Bases 141 to 1109 code for a protein of 322 amino acids. Gene Ontology annotation, cellular component: endoplasmic reticulum lumen. Gene Ontology annotation, biological process: endoplasmic reticulum unfolded protein response; retrograde protein transport, ER to cytosol. The transcript has 9 exons. The record is from RefSeq and is a predicted model, not a curated record.
GACUCUCCGGAAGGAGACGUGGCGGCGGUUGGGUCCCCGGCACCUUCUGCUUUUGUUGUCCGCCCGCCGCCUCCUCCCCCCCUCCUCCCCUCUGUCGGCAGCGGAGGCUUUGCGGCGGCUGGAGAACGCGGUGGAGGAGGAUGGAGGAAGGAGGCGGCGGUGCGCGGAGUCUGGUGCCUGGCGGUCCAGUGUUUCUAGUCCUCUGCGGCCUCUUGGAGGCGUCCGGCGGCGGCCGAGCGCUCCCCCAGCUCAGCGAUGACAUCCCUUUCCGAGUCAACUGGCCCGGCACCGAGUUCUCGCUGCCCUCAACUGGAGUUUUAUAUAAAGAAGAUAACUAUGUCAUCAUGACAACUGCACAUAAAGAAAAAUAUAAAUGUAUACUUCCCCUUGUGACGGGUGGAGAUGAGGCAGUGACUUCUUUCAAGAUGAGAAAGGGGAGAGGCAGCCUGGUAAAAUGGAAAGGACUCCAGCCUAGGAGCCAGGAGACUGAGGAAGAAGACAAGGACUAUAAAGGCCCUAGUCCAAGAGAGCUGUUGGAACCACUUUUUAAGCAAAGCAGUUGUUCCUACAGAAUUGAAUCAUAUUGGACUUAUGAAGUAUGCCAUGGGAAACAUAUUCGGCAAUACCACGAGGAAAAGGAAACUGGUCAGAAAGUAAAUAUUCAUGAGUACUACCUUGGAAAUAUGUUGGCUAAGAACCUCCUAUCUGAAAAAGAACAAGAAGCAAAGGAAAAAGAAAAAUCAAAAGAGAUUCCCACUAAAAAUAUUGAAGGUCAGAUGACACCCUACUAUCCUGUGGGAAUGGGAAAUGGUACACCUUGUAGUUUGAAACAGAACCGGCCCAGAUCGAGUACUGUGAUGUAUAUAUGUCAUCCUGAAUCUAAGCAUGAAAUUCUUUCAGUUGCUGAAGUCACAACUUGUGAAUAUGAAGUUGUCAUUUUGACACCACUCUUGUGCAAUCAUCCUAAGUAUAGAUUCAGAGCAUCUCCUGUGAAUGACAUAUUUUGCCAGUCACUACCAGGGUCACCGUUAAAGCCCCUCACCCUGAGGCAGCUGGAGCAGCAGGAAGAGAUACUCAGGGUGCCUUUUAGAAGACAUAAAGAGGUAUGAGAAUUAUUAAUAAUAUUUUCUCAG